This is a messenger RNA of Corticium candelabrum, 752 nucleotides long. Its product is annotated as dynein light chain Tctex-type 1-like. The transcript has 5 exons. Lineage: Eukaryota; Metazoa; Porifera; Homoscleromorpha; Homosclerophorida; Plakinidae. The coding region runs from base 67 to 408 and encodes 113 amino acids. The record is from RefSeq and is a predicted model, not a curated record. Gene Ontology annotation, cellular component: cytoplasmic dynein complex; cytoplasm. Gene Ontology annotation, biological process: microtubule-based movement. Gene Ontology annotation, molecular function: dynein intermediate chain binding.
UUUAUCGAUGCGCAUGCUCAACCGUAAUUUAGGAGCCGUUGCUACGCAAGGCGCUACUUCUUAGUAAUGGAUGAGUUCCAGACUGGAGAAGAUACUACGUUUGUUGUUGACGAAGUCAGUGCUGUCAUCAAGGAGGGUGUGGAAACUGUAAUCGGGAGCAGUUCGUAUCACCACAACAAAGUCAACCAAUGGACGUCUAGUGUCGUUGAGCAGUGCCUCAAUCAACUGACAAAAAUGAACAAACCUUUCAAAUACAUUGUGAGUUGUGUGAUCAUGCAAAAGAAUGGAGCUGGCUUGCAUACAGCUUCCUCUUGUUUUUGGGACUGCGCAACUGAUGGCAGCUGUACUGUGAGAUGGGAGAACAAGUCAAUGUAUUGUAUUGUAAGUGUGUUUGGAUUGGCAAUUUAAAUUGAGCUGUUCAGCGUUGGAUUGCACUGAGAAUUAUCAGCCAUGCCAAUAACUUGAGGGCGUAGGCUAGCACAUGUAGCAGUACUUUUAUUAGCUAGUUGAAGUUAACAUUUAUCUUGAUUGAACUUGCAACGUAUUGAGACUCUUCCAUUAUUUCGCUUCUCCUGUGUUUAUGACUGCUUGUAGCUUUGGUACUAUGGCUGGUGUGUGAGUUCAAGAGACAAUCGCAUGGUUUAAUUAUGCAACUGUAAUAUGUACUGUAAGGAAGUUUUUUUCUCUGCAGUGGAAUUAGACUGUUUUAGUUUGUUAUGCAUUGUGUAAUUGACAAACAUUUACUGACUUGC